AUGUCUUCAGUUCUUUUACAUGCGAUUCCCGAACUGGCCAUAAUGCUUCUAAAAAUUUGUGCAUUCUUAUUCUAUUUGACAAUAUAUUCCGAAGCUGCAAAUAUACUUUAUGUGAUACCUUUUACUACAAAAUCCCAUUAUAUAACUCUCAGACCUAUAGGAUUAGAGUUGGCGCGACGGGGUCAUAAUGUCACGGUCAUAACAGCUCACAAAGAAAAUGAGCAUCCACCUAAUUAUCAUCAAGUUAUGGUGAAAGCUACAAAAAUAUGGGAAGCACUAGGAGGCAAGCCGCCCAAUGUUUUCUCCACAGUGGAUUUAAGUGCUGUGAAAUUUCACAACAAUGUUAUAUGGCCUGGUGGACUAGCCCUUACUGAAGAAGCUUUGCAAACACCGGCUGUGCAGGAAUUGUUAUCAAGUGAUGCUAAAUUCGAUCUGGUUAUAAGUGAACAAUUCUUUCAAGAAGCGUUUUAUGGCUUGGCUUAUAAAUAUAACGCACCUUUAGCGUUAGUGACAACAUUUGGCAAUUGCAUGAGACACAAUUUUGUAACUAGAAAUCCGUUGCAAUUAGCCACAGUGCCUUCUGAAUUAUUGGACGUCCAGGAACCCACCAGCUUCAGUGGUAGAUUGAAAAACUUUUACUUCACUGUUUAUGAACUGUUCUGGUGGAAAUUUUGGUAUUUGGAAAAACAAGAGCAUCUGAUGAAGAAAUACAUUCCGGGAUUACGAGAACCCAUUCCUAGUUUGUAUGAGAUCCAAAAGAAUACGUCCCUAAUGUUAGUUAACAGUCAUUUUAGUGUCGAUUCACCGAUGCCUUAUUUGCCUAAUAUCGUGGAAAUCGGUGGAGUACACAUCACAAAAAGUAAUAGCAGCCUUCCAAAGGAUUUACAAAAAUAUUUAGACGAUGCUGACGAUGGUUUUGUGUAUGUUAAUUUUGGCUCAAAUGUAAGAAGUAUUGAACUGCCCGAAGAGAAGAAGCAAGCUUUCCUUAAAGUGUUCAAGCGGUUGAAACGAACUGUGGUAUGGAAAUGGGAAGAUGAUAAUUUGGACCAGAAACCGGACAACGUUAUUGUUCGCAAAUGGUUGCCACAAAAAGAAAUACUUGCUCAUCCAAAUAUCAGAGUAUUUGUAUCACAUGGCGGACUUAUAGGCACGCAAGAAGCUUUAUACAAUGGAGUACCAAUUAUCGGCGUUCCAAUCUACGGGGACCAAUACAACAAUAUAUUGGCAUUAGAAGAAAUGGGCUAUGGAAAACUAUUACAAUAUAACGACAUAACCGAAGAAAGAAUGUAUGGUAUAAUCGCUGAGGUGCUGAACAAUGAAUCGUUUACAAAAACAGCAAAAGAAGUUUCUAGAAGAUUUUGGGAUAGGCCAAUGAAUGCUUUAGAUACAGCUAUGUAUUGGAUUGAAUAUAUUAUACGAAAUAACGGUGCUCCAUAUAUGAAAAGUCAAGCAAUCGAAUUGAGUUGGCUUAGUUUUUCAAUGCUGGAUGUGUAUAUAUUUAUAGGAUUUCUGGUUGUUAGUUCAAUUAUUUUUACCAUCAAAGUCAUUAAGAUUAUCAAUACAGUAUUAUGCUCUCGUAAAACAAUAGAUAAGAAAAAAAAGACAUAAUGCAAAUGAAAAUGAGACUUAUUCCCAGAUGGCUUAUGGUUGUAAUUAAAACUAAGCAUUAUUAGAAAGAAGUCAACAUUAAUCAAUAUGCUUUUGUUAUCAUUUCCAAUAUCAUGUUCAAAAGAGAUGAAAUAAAAGGGUAACAAAAAAAUGAAACCUUCUUGAUAACUAGAUUAUAAAAUA
Molecule: messenger RNA, 1791 nt
Organism: Zerene cesonia (dogface butterfly)
Lineage: Eukaryota; Metazoa; Arthropoda; Insecta; Lepidoptera; Pieridae
Product: UDP-glycosyltransferase UGT5-like
Exons: 5
Coding region: 1-1608 (535 amino acids)
Molecular function (GO): UDP-glycosyltransferase activity
Source: RefSeq, a predicted model, not a curated record